AGAAAUAAAACUAGGUUUUCAAAUUUCUCCGGCGUAGUGUGUACGGGGCCUCAGUUGGAGAUUAACCUGUGAAAAUUUUCAGCGAUGAAACCAGCGUUGAGUAGUGAAAUUCUUAAUCGAAGUAUUUAGCCAAUCAAACCUUGUGUCUCCAGAUCCACCUUUUCCUCGUGCCAAGGCCCCGCCGGCUGAGAGGGACAGGGAACAGCUCUCUCAAAAUUCGUUGCCAUGGAGACAGGAACGCGCUUAUGAGUAACAGCCAUCAGUUAUUUUCCAUUUAACAAAGAAAACUUAAAAAUUUUGCCCAUAGAUUUCGAUGUUUAUUACUAUAAUUAUCGUUUAUAUUUUCAAGAGACGAUGAUCUUAGAGUUAUCUCAGGAUAUUUUCCCAGAUGUAAAUUUUAACCUGAAAUGUUUCAGAUCUAAAGUACGUCCUUAGCCUGGUACGCGUCAAUAUGCGAAUUCUGUACAUUCAGCGAUAAUUUACCUGUUAAUGUUUAGACCCAGUAAUUAUCUCCAUGAAAUAAUUCAAUUUCAUGGUUUACUUUACCAGAAAUAAACCCCCCUUUGCGUUGAAUUUAUGAAUUGCAGGUUGUGAUACAAGAAAAUUUACCCUUAAAAUAUUUCUUCUUAGACAAUUUUGAAGGCGUUUCUUCUCUACCGUGAUUUCAGCCCAGUUUUCUGUUUGAGUUAUGGCGAUCCGGGCGUUUUUGCGCUUCUGGCGCAAGAUAUCUCUGCGAUUUUUCGAUUUGCUGUGCGGUCAAUGUGCGCGGUUCGCACGAUAAAUGCUUGGUUGGUCUAUAGAUGGGAUUAAGGUGAUUACUUAUUUAUGAAGUCGUUCCAAACGAAUGACCAUCGACAUGUAUAAUGAAAAUAAUGAGUUUGUUGAUUGCGAUGUGAGCGUAGGGAAUUGUGCUUGAGUAAUUCGAACCAAACUGGAGCUCAAGAUGUAAGCUGACGAUCGCUUGGGAAGAAAACCAUACAACAUUCCAUUUUUUAACGGCUUUACCCACAGAUGACGGCUCUGCAUACAGAGAUUCGUCUCGAUAAUCUCAAAACUGUUGUUCUGAGGUUGGAGAGUUCGUUAAAGAAGCCUGUUCGAGAUGACAACGUGUUGCUGGCGCCACUCUGCGAGGGAAUAGAGGCGAUUUUUAGGCUCGGAUUGAAGAGUUCCGUGUUCGGUCUCAAGAAAUGGGAUUACUGGUGCUGGAUAGAGACGCUCAUCAACCACCUUCAAAAUGACAAGCAGAAGUUAGCCUACAUACACGUGGUUACAUUUGUUAAGUCUUGUAAAAAGCUAACCUCGUUCCAGGCUUAUGGCCGACAAUUCAUCCGCCUGGCUCUGAUGAAGAGGCUGCUUCUUUACACAGUACAAACUCUGACUGCCAAUUCAGCUAUUCUUAAGCACUGGUACAAUGAAACUGCGGUGUUGAGAGACAAAGUCCUGCGAGAAACUUUCAUGGAUAUCUUGAAAGGAAUAAACGAGCACGUGUUUGCCUUGGAUUUGAAGAAUUGCAGUUUUCUGGAUGAAACCUGGUUAAUUCCCGAAAUCAGACAUGUUGAUAUUGUACCGUGUAAAGAGCUUGGCUUAGUUGUGAGAACUGUAAAUGGAAGAGUGAUGGUGGCUUGUGUAAGGAAAAACAGCGCAGCGGAAGACGCUGGUAUCGCUUAUGGGGACACACUGGAUGAGUUGCUGGGGAUUUUUCUGUUUAAGUCGAAGGCUGGCCGUGUUGUAGAUUUACUGAGACGAAACACAGGAAGACCUGUAUCUUGUACUCUAGUAAAGGGUAAGCUACCCACUGGACAGUUUUUCCCGCCUGCUGCAGAGCGUAUGGCUGUAAUAACUGCUGACCCGUACAAGGAUGACGAAGAAAGUGAUUUGGAAAAAGCUCCCCAGCAGCUGGCAGGAUUUGAAGAGACUCCCGUGCACGCUUCGGACACGAUAGCUAUAUAUUCAGCCACCUACUACGGAAAACUGGACGUUGGUGAGGAUGGCGGUGUAGCAGUGAUAGAAGAUUCCAUUUUGGAAGUUUUGAAGCAAGCCAACAAACCCAGAGCUGUUUUGUUAAACCUCUCCGAGACGAACAUCGUUGUUACUGACCAAGAGACGUCGAAGGUUUUAAGUGUUCACUCAUUCACUGAAACAUCAUCCUGCGGUCGGCGAGCAGACAGAAAAGAAAUGAUAGCUUUUGUUUCAGGGGAAACAACAUGUACUUUGGCCAAGAGCUUUUACUGUUACGUGUUUGAAAUGGCAACUGAAAGGAUUGCUAAGGUCGUUUUGUAUAGUAUAGCUGAUGGCUUUUUACGUACAGUAUGGUUCGUGUAAAGAGUUGAACAGGACUUAAGACAGGAGGAAAUAUUUCAGACUUGCUCAAAAAUCAGAUCUCUGUGGGAGCUGUUUCUACGCAGAAUUCUUCCAGUGACCGAUCUGGCCAGUGGUAGUACAAGAAAAGUCACCGUGACGUUUCUAAUUUUACAUGUCUAAAACCUAGUAUUGCAUGAGGAUUGACUUAUUCAAUUCAACUAGAAGUAACACAGUAAAUGGUUUCAACCCAUAGAGUAUCAGUAGUUCGUAUAGUGUGAUCGUCCAGGUGAGGGUGGUUCUGAAAAGAACUGUUGUUGAUGACUGACGUUUCGACAACCUGAGUGAAAGUCGUCUUCGCGUGACUCUGAAGGUGACUUCCGCUCAAGUUGUUGGAACGUCAGUCACCAACCACAGUUCUUUUCAGAACUACCCUCACCCGGACGAUCACUCAAGACGAACUAUUAAUUAACUAGAAGUAUUUGUUGACCCUUUGUGAUGGCUUGACGGACUCAAAAUGUUGGGUCGAUAAAUUUAAUUCACUUGAGACGAAGAUAACCUGUGAGUACUUGCUUUGGCCAUGCGCGACUUUUACUGAAAAAUAACGAAGUCAGUCAGUGGUGAACAAGAUUCACAUUUAUUGUCAAGAUCAACUUUCAAAUUAUUUUUUGUGUUAUUACUUGAUCCCAUGACUAGUUUGAAUUUGUCAGAUAAAGGCAGUGAGAAUUUCUUAUUUCAUAACUGGUGUGGUAGGGUUUAAAAUCAAAGCAGGAGACCAGAGAUUCGGUAAUAAUUGUCCCCAGAUAAACUGUUGUAACGUUUAUAUUCACGUUUCUUUCAUUUUAUAAAAUGUAGUAACAAUGUAGGCUUAAAUCAUUGAUGUCAAUUACAAUUUUUGAAGACAACUUUCCUUUGUUAAAUGUCAGCUAGGAGUAUUUUGUUAAAUAUUAUAUGUUACUUUUAUAGAUGUUAUUAAAGUAUCUAUCACUGUAUUGUCAUAA
Molecule: messenger RNA, 3299 nt
Organism: Orbicella faveolata
Lineage: Eukaryota; Metazoa; Cnidaria; Anthozoa; Scleractinia; Merulinidae
Molecular function (GO): protein binding
Source: RefSeq, a predicted model, not a curated record